This is a messenger RNA of Ceratotherium simum simum (southern white rhinoceros), 309 nucleotides long. The record is from RefSeq and is a predicted model, not a curated record. Lineage: Eukaryota; Metazoa; Chordata; Mammalia; Perissodactyla; Rhinocerotidae.
AUGGCUGUAUUGUCACCCAAAAAUGGUCUUCAUCUCUCCACAUCUCCUCUAGCUCAUCAGAGCAUUUUCAGCCUCAGAAUCCUCUGUGUUCAUUCUUCUGCACCCCCAGUGUCCUGCCUUCUCAAGCAUUUUUAUAUCCUGAACUUUUUGCAUGCAGUGAUGUGAGGGGAAUUCUCAGCUUAGUUUGGUCAUGUGACAGACCAGAGACACAGAAUUAAGAUUCAUCAGGGAUACAUAGUUCAAGUGAAAGAUGCAUAUCUAGGGAUCUUCAUCAAGAAACUAGUGGGUUAUGUAAAACCUUUUCCAAAA